AUGUUUCGAACCCUAUCAGCAGCAGCGCUGCUGGUCCUCAGCCUCACAGCCUCCGCAACACAAAUUUUUCAGAACACCGGAACCACCUCGGGUUGGGAUUCGACCAACAAAGAGCACUCUGGCACCGUGCAACAAGUGACCAAUGUGGUCUACAAGGGCUCUACGGCCCUGAAGAUGACCCAGGUCUACGACUCGAGCUACAGCGGACGAUACCAUUCUGAAGUCGUCAAGAACAAUGUCUACAAACGCGGCGACACUGGCUAUUAUGGCUUCACGUUCCGUCUGCAGGAGAACUGGCAAUUCUCCCCAGCCCAAUCGUACAACAUCGCUCAAUUCAUCGCCGAUUUCGGCGACACCGGCUGCGAUGACUACAUGCCUUCCAGUAUGAUCUGGAUUGUGGGUGACCAGCUCUACACACGUGUCAAACAAGGGAACAUCUGUGCACAGAAAACCCAGACUUUCCCCAAGCUGGCCACCAUCUCUGCUGGAGAGUGGCACAAGAUCGAAAUUCAGGCCACCUGGAAAUCGGAUGGUACGGGUGUUUACACGCUUUGGUUGGAUGGAAAGAAUGUGCUGGAUAAGAGUGGCCUUGCCACUACGAUUGAUGAUGAUCGAGCGUUCCAGUUCCGGGUCGGACUUUAUGCUAAUGGAUGGCAUGAUGACAAUGGGAUGAAGGGCACGCAGGGAACAAGGCAGAUUUGGUAUGAUCAAAUCGCUGCUGGAAGUGCCUUUGCGGAUGCGGAUGCCGAUCAGUGGUGA
Penicillium olsonii is the source of this 759-nucleotide messenger RNA. NCBI's taxonomy places the organism in Eukaryota, Fungi, Ascomycota, Eurotiomycetes, Eurotiales, Aspergillaceae. The record is from the annotation of a GenBank genome assembly.